Messenger RNA from Aspergillus ochraceoroseus IBT 24754, 1002 nucleotides. Its product is annotated as NAD(P)H-dependent flavin oxidoreductase. NCBI's taxonomy places the organism in Eukaryota, Fungi, Ascomycota, Eurotiomycetes, Eurotiales, Aspergillaceae. The coding region runs from base 1 to 1002 and encodes 333 amino acids. Gene Ontology annotation, molecular function: nitronate monooxygenase activity. The record is from RefSeq and is a predicted model, not a curated record. The transcript is spliced from 4 exons.
AUGCCUUUUAACACUGCUUUGACAAGGGCGCUGGGGAUCAAAGUAGUCCCGGUGGUCCAGGGUGGCAUGCAAUGGGUUGGAUAUGCAGAGCUCGCAGCCGCUGUCAGCAAUGCUGGCGGUCUUGGAAUCCUUACUGCUCUGACCCAACCUACCCCUGAAGAUCUCCGCAAAGAGAUUCGCAGAUGCCGAACUAUGACCAAAAACCCGUUCGGCGUCAACCUUACCCUUCUUCCUGCCCUCGUGCCUCCCGACUACGGCGCCUACGCCCAGGUGAUUAUCGACGAGGGCAUCAAUAUCGUUGAGACUGCCGGAAACAACCCUGGCCCGGUUAUCAGGCAGCUCAAGGCUGCUGGCGUCACCAUCCUUCACAAGUGCACAACCAUCCGCCACGCGAAAUCCGCCGUGAAGCUGGGCGUGGACUUCCUGUCUAUUGAUGGAUUUGAAUGUGCCGGCCACGUGGGCGAGCAUGACAUCACCAACUUCAUCCUUCUCAACCGCGCGCGCCAGGAUCUUGGCGUCCCCUUCAUUGCGUCCGGUGGGUUUGCUGACGGAUACGGCCUGGCUGCGGCACUGGCUCUGGGUGCCGAGGGAAUCAACAUGGGUACUCGAUUCAUGUGCACAGUGGAAGCGCCCAUCCACCCGAAGGUCAAGGAAGGUAUUGUCAACGCAGAGGAGACAGAUACUGCCCUAGUAAUGAGACGGUGGAAGAACACAACCCGAUUGUUUGCGAACGAGGUGACCAAGCAGGCGCUCCAGGUGGAGAAGGAGAGCCAAACAGGCGAGUUCAGUGAGAUCGCACCCUUUGUCAGCGGCAAGCGCGGCCGUGAGGUCUUCAUCAACGGUGAUGUUAAUUUUGGUGUCUGGACUGCCGGCCAGGUCAUCGGUUUGAUUCACGACAUCCCUACCUGCGCAGAAUUGCUGAACCGGAUUGAGGCCGAGGCUGUGGAAGCUAUGAGCCGAACGAAGUCGUUGUACACGGCAACACCACAAAGCAAACUCUAG